UUUGUGUUCAGUCGUUGCCAGUCGAAAACAAAGGCAAUCUGCUCUGCCUGGUCUGCUCGUAGUGCUCGUAUCACACACACACACUCCCCCACACCAAAAACACACAUACAUACACAUACACACAAAAUCAUACAUCAACGCACAUCGCGGCAAAAAUAAUAAGUUAUUAUAAAAACAUACAUUUAAAAAAACAAAGAAACAAGUGCUCUGAAGAAAAUGAGACAUCAGUGAUACAGUGAAAAAAUUGUUGAAAACCAUUCACACUUUUCCAAUGCAACGGUUUUCUUCUGUAUCUGUUUUCCUCAGAAGCUAUGUAUAAUUGACAAAAAAGCCAAAAGUUAUAAUACACUCGAUUUUGCAAAGUGCAAAAAGAAUAAGUUUUGAGCCUUAAAACACGAACACGAGGAGCAACAACAACUGGGGGAAAAUGAUCGUACGUCGUCGCUCCCACCGCGCCCGUAUGUGGAACAUGGGGCUGCUGUUUUUGAUCUACUACUGCGUUAGUAUUUACUCGGCCAAGGGUGAUGUCAAAGAGGGCGUUGACCAGACGCUGACUCCCGAUGUGGGCAGCCUAGCCGAGGAUGCUGGUGAUGCGGAUACCAAUGUAAAACCUAGUGAACCAAGUAAUGGAAUCAUUGAAGACGAGCCGCUGUCAACCUCCGAGAUGCCGUCCACAGUGGCCACCCCUAUACAUGGAGCCGUGCCCACUUGGCGGCCGAAGCGAAAUAAUUGUACACCGCCGGCAAUUGAGCAAUUUCCGGAGCCCUUGAUGAACAAAUGGGCGCGACGACAUGGCGGCCUUAUUCUCCACAUCCUGGUGGCAGUUUUCACUUUCUUCGGCCUCGCCAUUGUGUGCGAUGAGUACUUUGUGGCCAGCUUGGAUCGCUUGUGCGAGGAACUCAAACUCUCGCCGGAUGUGGCGGGUGCCACAUUCAUGGCUGCCGGCAGUUCAGCCCCCGAGUUGGCAACCGUCGUAAUUGGAGUGUUUUUCGCCAAGGAUGACAUCGGCAUCAGCGGAGUCAUCGGCUCCGCUGUCUUCAACAUUAUGUUUGUGAUCUCAGUGUGCGCCCUAUGCUCUGGAACCGUAUGCCAAUUAAACUGGUGGCCAUUGGUGCGCGAUUGUUUCUUCUAUUGUGUGUCCAUAUUGGUCAUGUUGAUCAUUAUCUUCAACGAUGUCAUAUCCUGCUUCGAGUCUGUGGUAAUGUUGCUCUGCUAUGUCGGCUAUUGCAUUGCUUUGCACUUUAACACGGAGCUAGAACGCUGGGCACUGAGCCUGAAUCUACCCUUCAAAUUGCCCAGCAAAGAGGAGCAGUCAGCUUUGGUAACCUACAAAAAUGUGCCAGAAGGAUCAUAUACCCAAGGACAGGGACAGCAGCAAACGAAGGAGACUGGCGACAUUACUUCCCCCGUCACCAACAGCAAUCAGGCGCAGCAAAAUAAUGAUUAUCAGAACUACAGCGAUCCUAAUGCCAGCUGGGAUCCGAAUGCGGCGUGGGGAGAACAGAGUCAACCCAAUCCAGUGGCAACCAGCCAACCGCCCGUUGACAAUUGGGGUGGCAUGGGCAUGGGCCAAGAGAAUAUGGGCUACAAUGCCGAUCAGCCUGAUUCGGUAGUGACAGGCGAAGCAGCAGCAGCAGCUGCCGCCGCUUCAGCGACCGGAAAAGGUGGACAAGUGGUGGCAACUUCUGCUUCCACUGGUGACUAUUACAAAUCGACAGACAAGCAACGUGAACCCCGCCCGGAUCCCCUUAUACGACCCACUGAAGGUGGUCUGCCCGCCUUGGUGGCGUGGUACGUCGUCUAUCCCAUACACUUUCUUUGCAAGAAGACCAUGCCCGAUUGCCGGCUGGAGCAGUAUCGCAAUUGGUAUCCAUUCACAUUUCUUAUGUCAAUGGUUUGGAUCUCGUUCUACUCGUACUUUAUGGUGUGGAUGAUCACCGUCAUUGGCUCCACCCUAGCCAUACCGGACACCGUGAUGGGACUGACAUUUGUGGCCGCUGGCGUUUCUGUGCCUGAUGCCCUAAGCUCAAUAGCUGUUAUCAAAGAAGGCUUCGGCGAUAUGGCCGUAUCGAAUGCAAUUGGCUCGAAUGUCUUUGAUAUACUAGUGUGCUUAGGUCUUCCAUGGUUCAUACAAACGGCCAUCAUAAAGCCCGGCUCUCAUGUCAACGUAAUAUCCAAGGGCUUGGCCUACUCUACAUUAUCGCUCUUCUCCACCGUUGUCUUCUUGAUUCUGUCAACGCAUUUAAAUGGCUGGAAGCUCGACAAACGCCUGGGAAUCAUACUCAUGGUCUGGUAUAUAUUCUUCAUCACGCUGGCGUCGCUUUAUGAAUUGAAUGUGUUUGGCUAUAUGAACCCACCCGAGUGUCCAAGCACAUAUUAAGCAAAAUAGCCUAAACAGCCUAGACAAAAUAUAGCCACAGAUGCACCGGCAUAUAUGUAUAUGUAUGGAUUCGCCAGAUUCUUACCAAGCACCAAAUAUCAUAGUCAAUUUCAGCAGCAUAAGCACCGACAGCCGAUAUAUACUUACAUAUACAUAUGCACAUAUGUAUGUGUGUACUCCAUAUAAGUA
Molecule: messenger RNA, 2569 nt
Organism: Drosophila willistoni
Lineage: Eukaryota; Metazoa; Arthropoda; Insecta; Diptera; Drosophilidae
Product: probable sodium/potassium/calcium exchanger CG1090
Exons: 7
Coding region: 428-2380 (650 amino acids)
Biological process (GO): intracellular calcium ion homeostasis; calcium ion transmembrane transport
Cellular component (GO): membrane
Molecular function (GO): calcium, potassium:sodium antiporter activity; calcium channel activity
Source: RefSeq, a predicted model, not a curated record